AAAUUAGCACUGCUGAUUACUAUCAAGUGCAGUUACUCCUACUCUUACUCUUAUCUACUCUUGACAUUAUUUAUCUGCUAGGAAUAAUUAUUGUGGCCUUGCUAAAUAAGACUAGUGAAGACAAUGAGAGGAGUACUUUGUUUGCUUCUUGCUACCACCAUCACUGCAGGUUACUGCUCAUCCAGUCUUCAAUGUCAAGAAUAUAAACUGAAUAAUUCUCAACGUUACUACAAAAUUAAUUGUGAGGCUCCCACUUCUCGAUACGACACUCUGGAACUCCUUUUUGAUGAUGUAUUACAGAAGAGGAGCACACAAGGAAAGUAUCCUUCGCCAGCUGUUGUAACUAAGGUGAUGCGUACUAAUCCUGAACCAAAUCUACUUGUUUUGGAGUCAAUUCUGAAGCUUGAAAUCAACUACAGUAACAAAAUAGAAGUUGUGGCAUGGAAAUUCCAAAACGAAACAGAUCAACCUCUUUUGCAGGAUUUUAGAAGGGUCCUCAACUACACAACACUACUAUUCCCAACUAUCUCACCACAACCAACUAACGACAGCUGUGACGAAAUUAAUCAAGACAAGCGUCUGAAUGUGUCUGUUGCGCUAUCUGGAACUACUCCUAACUGUCAAGCAUAUCAAAUCGGACAGAACAAUGGCAGUGCGUAUGUCCAAGUGGAAUGUACAGUUGGACCCCUGGCUCGAUAUGAUGUACUGCACUUACUAUAUAAUAAUAAAAUAGUGGCAAGUCCAGAGUCAUAUACUAUAACAAGAUUUAGCAAUACGACUGAUGCAGGACAAUAUAGUAGUCACGGUUUAAUAACAAUUCUGGCAAUUAACAAUAACACUUUAGUACCAGUAUGUGCACUCGAGAAAAAAAUGCACCAGCAGGAACAGAAACAAACCUGCAUAAACCUCAAUCUCACAGUUUCAUGGUUGCAACCAGCUCAAGAGCUCAAAAACUGCAACAAUGACACACCUUUCAUUAUAGAUAGUCUCAACAUCGGCCUUGGUACAGGCCUCUCAAUCGUCCUGGUUCUUAUAGUAAUACUGUUAUUGUUAGGAGGAGUUAUUUUAUUUUAUAUUUGGUGGAGGAAAAAAUCUAAAAGAAAAUUGGAUUUGGAUAUUGAAGCAAACUCAUCUUUCACAGGUUUAACUCUCAGGACUGAUCAUACUACCAUCGUUGACAGUUGACAGAACACAUUAUCAAUUGCAUACUUAGUGACUAUUAAGUUCAAACUCAUCUACCAUAUAAUUAUAGGUAAGUACAAGUUAGAGGAGCUAUAGGUAAAAUGUAUACAUGUUAUACCACCAUCUGUUCACAGGUUUACGUACUCUAAGGACUGAUAUUCGUUGAUGAGUACAUACCAAUUGCAUCAUGCAGUGACUAUUAACUAAAAUGGAUUCAUUCAUAUUAAUGAACUGUUUACUGUAUACACCUCAUGGCCCCCCCCCCCCCCCCCGGUGCUUUACCUGGGGAAUUCCCAACAAAGUACACAUGUUGCCCUAUAAAUAUUAGGUAAUUAAAUCAUUUAACACACCAGUUCAAUCGCAAUGAUACUUCUCAGAGAGCUCAUCUUCGUUAUACUGUACUCUAGCACAGUACGCUCACAAAGUUUGCCGAAUUCAUUCAAGGCACCAGACACAGACACGAUGCAAGUCGAAGUGGGGAAAUGGAAACAAAUGGAAUUUGUAAUUUCCUAUGAUACUCCCCGUAAUACAUCGUCAGAGAGGUAUUUCCCGCGUGUAUUUUUCAAAUCUAAGUGUGCUACUAAUGUUGAGGGGGCAGGCUUCCCAUUUGAGAUAUUCAACUUUCCGAGCACGUACCUAUUGCCCAGAACGGGUGCUUAAUGAGCAGGGACACCACAAUAUCACCUGUGAUAGGAUAGUGGUUCUAGUGCAAGGUCAGCAAAGUUUGCACGGGCAAAUAGUCAGCUUGUGUCUACACACAACGACUCGCGUAAACAUCCUCCUACCACAAGAGUUCACCAUUGAGGUUCUUUCUAUAGAAACUCCUGUAACUCAUCCAGGAUAUAUCGAGAACAUAGCACUACCUAACAAUAGGACUGGAGAGAUUACGAUUAAUGUUGCUAUUCUGGUGGUUCCUAUUGGGGCACUCAUCAUACUUUUGCUAGGAGCAGCUUUUAUCAUAUUCAUAUUGCUGUGUAUAGCUAAGAAACCACCAAUUGAUAAAAGUUGUGAGGGAGCUGACGAGCGUUCUAGAUGGUGUGCUGCUAACAAAUAAAGGAAAUGCCUGCAUGCAUGGCUACACCAUACAGUCCAAUACGCACUCCUUCAAAGAAGGAAAUAGUCAAAUCGAGCUGCCUUUAAAAGUGACAAGCUCCAACAUGCAAGAUUACUACCCUACCAAUUAACAUGCAUACAAUUGUAAUAGCUUACGAUGGACAUAAACUAUUUUGCUUAGCUGUAUAUAUGUAUAUAAUUUAUUGCUCGUUGUGGUCAGACAUCAAAGGAUUAUACUACUGUUGA
Molecule: messenger RNA, 2481 nt
Organism: Halichondria panicea
Lineage: Eukaryota; Metazoa; Porifera; Demospongiae; Suberitida; Halichondriidae
Exons: 12
Coding region: 124-1185 (353 amino acids)
Source: RefSeq, a predicted model, not a curated record